AUGAAUGUACCUUCCUUAGAGAUUGAAUCUGCCGAUAUAGUCCGAUUGAUUCUUCAAUAUUUAAAAGAAAAUAAUUUAAAUUCAACGUUACAAAGUUUGAAAGAUGAAACCGGCAUUUGUUUUAAUACAGUUGAUAGCGUUGAAUCUUUUGUGUCUGAUAUAAAAAAUGGGAAUUGGGAUACGGUCUUGAGUGCCGUUCAAACAUUAAAUUUAAGUACCGUUAAACUUUAUGAUUUAUAUGAACAGAUUAUUAUAGAAUUGCUUGAAGUUCGUGAACUCGGAGCAGCUCGAUCGCUUUUAAGACAGACUAAUCCGAUGAUCUCUAUGAAAGAAAAACAACCCGAUCGUUACUUGGCUUUAGAAAAUCUUCUUGCUAAGCCUUAUUUUGAUCACCGAGAUGCAUACCCUGAUGGGCAAACUAAAGAAAGGCGCAGAAUGGCUAUUGCGAAUGCACUUUCUGACGAGGUCUCGGUGGUUGCGCCUUCCCGUUUAUUAGCACUUUUGGGGCAAGCUUUAAAGUUUCAACAGUUGCAAGGGAUGCUCCCUCCCGGCUCUUCUAUAGAUUUAUUUAGAGGAAAAGCAAAAAUUGAGCAAGAAACUAAUGAGACUUUUCCUACACAACUAGCAAGGACAAUGAAAUUUGGAAAAGUAUCUUCCAUAGAAAGCGCGCUUUUUUCACCGGAUGGGCAAUACCUCGUGACUGGCAGUGUGGAUGGAUUUAUUGAAGUAUGGAAUUACGUUACUGGUAAGUUAAGAAAAGAUUUACACUAUCAGAAUGAAGAAAAGUUUAUGAUGAUGGACGAUUCUGUUCUCUGUAUGGCAUUCACGCGUGACAGUGAAAUGCUUGUUACUGGAGACGCCAAAGGAAAAUUAAAAGUUUGGAAGAUUGAAACUGGCCAAUGUCUGAGGCGCUUUGAAAGAGCACAUGGAAACGGCAUUACUUCAGUGGCUUUUAGCAGAGACAAUACUUUUGUUGUUACGGCCUCGUUAGAUAAAACUAUAAAAAUUCACGGUCUUAAGUCAGGAAAAACAUUGAAAGAUUUUCGAGGCCACCAAUCGUAUGUCAAUUGUGUGAUCUACUCUUCAGACGGGAAUUCAUUAAUAUCUGCUUCAAGCGAUGGAACUGUAAAAUUUUGGGACGUAAAAACCACGUCUUGUAUAAGAACUUGUAAAGAUUUUUUAAAUACUCACCAGGAAAUUUCUGUGAAUUCGGUUCACUUGCUAACCCAAAGCAAACAGCCGCCUUUAGGGAACGACCGGUUUGUGGUAUGCAACGAGUCUUCCACACUUUUCAUUAUAAAUUUGCAAGGCCAAAUUGUGAAGUCUUUCAGUAGUGGAAAGCAAAAAGGAGGCGAAUUUGUGUGCUGCACACUUUCACCUCGAGGCACGUGCAUUUACGCUGUUGGCGAGGAUAAAAUUCUUUACUGCUUUAACUUGCAAACGAACAAACUCGAGCAGACAUUGGAGGUUUCUAACUCUGAAGUGAUUGGCGUUGUCCAUCAUCCACAUCAAAAUUUACUAGCAACUUUUAGUGAUGAUGGUGAAGUUAGACAGUGGAAACCAUAA
Messenger RNA from Zophobas morio, 1566 nucleotides. RefSeq names its product WD40 repeat-containing protein SMU1-like. Gene Ontology annotation, molecular function: protein binding. The transcript is spliced from 17 exons. Bases 1 to 1566 code for a protein of 521 amino acids. The record is from RefSeq and is a predicted model, not a curated record. Gene Ontology annotation, biological process: mRNA splicing, via spliceosome. Gene Ontology annotation, cellular component: precatalytic spliceosome. Lineage: Eukaryota; Metazoa; Arthropoda; Insecta; Coleoptera; Tenebrionidae.